Messenger RNA from Chionomys nivalis (European snow vole), 410 nucleotides. RefSeq names its product chromosome 14 C5orf46 homolog (gene C14H5orf46). The record is from RefSeq and is a predicted model, not a curated record. The transcript is spliced from 4 exons. The coding region runs from base 1 to 294 and encodes 97 amino acids. NCBI's taxonomy places the organism in Eukaryota, Metazoa, Chordata, Mammalia, Rodentia, Cricetidae.
AUGGCUUUCUCAGUUCUGCGACUGACUGUUGUCCUGGGACUGUGUGCCCUAAUCCUGACAAGCCAGGCAGAUGACAAACCAAAUGAAGAUGGCAACCCAGAUGAGAAAGCAGAUAACCCUCCAAAUGACUCCAGUAAAAAACCAGAGGGAGAUUUCCCCAAAUUCUUAAGCCUCCUGGGUUCAGAGAUCAUUGAGAAUGCCGUGGAUUUCAUCCUUCGCUCCAUGUCCAGGGGAUCAAGUUUUAUGGAACUUGAUGAGGACCCUGGACAGCCAUCUUCAAAAGUGACCUCCUAAGGGCACACCCAUCUGGCAGCUGGACAAAACAAGGACAGCCAGAUCCUGAACAUCUAGUUCUGUUUUACAAACUCGUCCAGAACCUGAGAUAUCAAAGCAGCUCCCAGCAAGUCACC